AUGUCUAUUCCAAUUCCAAGAUUCGACGACCUGCCACCCGUGGAGGGCAUGCCACAAGGCUGCGCUUGGGGUAUCUUCGACAAAGACGACAGGAAAGAUGUCUACGGAACACUGAACCUGCUCACUCCAGAGGUUGUCAGGAAUGCUGCAGCAGAGGUUCGUCAAGGCUUUGAGUUGUUCCAUAUGUUCAAAUACCUGAACGUUCAGCUGAUCAAUAAUGUCGCCAGUUGGCCCAUCGGAAGCAUCAAAAUGACCGGUUUCUUUCGAAAGAGCCUCUGUCAUAAAAUUAAAAAACUUGAAGAUCCAGAAUCUGCUUGUCACUUUGGAUUUGACGAUGAGAUUCAACAGGUCGAGUUCAAUACCCAGGCCAGCAGCCAGUGGGAUAGCUUGACUCAUUUCAUGCACCUCCCAACCGGACUCACCUACAACGGAGCAAAGCCAACAGUCGAAACCCUCCAAAGCCCCGAUCCCGCAAAUCAACUCCCAACAUUAGACCGUGAGAAAACCCCAACCCCAAUCCAAUUCACACAAUUCCACGAAAGGCUAAUGCACACUCCAGAUUGGCACCAACGCGGCUGUGUGACCGGGAGAGGCGUACUAAUCGACAUCAAAAGUUACACGGAAUCCCAAAAGACGCACUACGACGAGUUCUCAAACUACCGCAUUGGGACUCAGCAGAUUGAGGAAGUAGCUGCGUGGCAAGGACUCACUUUCCGGGCUGGAGACAUCCUACUCAUCCGAUUCGGCGUGACCGAGCGACUGGGUCAGAUGAGCGGGGCGGAGCAAGGGGCUGCGAUGAGCACAGGCAAGAUGUGCGGGCUUGAAGGAAGCAAGGAGAUGGCGCGCUGGCUGUGGGAUCAUCGUUUUGCUGCGGUUGUUAGUGACAACAUGGCUGUUGAGGCGAUGCCGCCUAUGGUGGAUGGCGUUGAGCAGCCUAUGCAUGAGCUCGUUUUGCACCAGUGGUGUCUUGGUUUGUUGGGGAUGCCGCUGGGUGAACUGUGGGAUUUGAAGGCGCUCGGCGAGGCUUGCAAGGAUAGUAAGCAGUAUUCUUUCUUACUUACAUCCUCACCAUUGAAUUUCCCCGGUGCUGUUGCCAGUCCGCCUAAUGCCUUGGCUAUUCUUUGA
This is a messenger RNA of Penicillium soppii, 1125 nucleotides long. RefSeq lists its product as uncharacterized. Bases 1 to 1125 code for a protein of 374 amino acids. The transcript has 4 exons. Gene Ontology annotation, molecular function: arylformamidase activity. Lineage: Eukaryota; Fungi; Ascomycota; Eurotiomycetes; Eurotiales; Aspergillaceae. The record is from RefSeq and is a predicted model, not a curated record.